Musa acuminata AAA Group (dessert banana) is the source of this 2958-nucleotide messenger RNA. RefSeq names its product protein SODIUM POTASSIUM ROOT DEFECTIVE 3-like. Gene Ontology annotation, molecular function: metal ion binding. Lineage: Eukaryota; Viridiplantae; Streptophyta; Magnoliopsida; Zingiberales; Musaceae. The transcript has 6 exons. The record is from RefSeq and is a predicted model, not a curated record. The coding region runs from base 2011 to 2676 and encodes 221 amino acids.
GUGUUUUAAAGUUGACCCAACCUGAUCUACUUUUUCGAAGGUUUGUUUCCUUUAGGUUUGAAUUCGAACCCAAUCCAACCCCAAUUUAUCCCUCAUCUCAUCGGUGGCCCCAUUUCAACCGGGUUACAUUUCAGCAACCGGACUCAACCCACCCAUGUGUAUACCUAUAUAAAACCCAAUCCACCCCCAAUUCAACCAUGUUCUCCCCGUCUCAUCGGUGUCCCCGCGCUCUGCCGACCCAAAUCCGUAAACGAAACCCUCACCGCAGCCCGCUACUCUCUCCGUCACGAUCACCAGCUUCAGGAACCUCGGCCGCCCUGCCGGCCCCGCGGCUCCAUUCUCAGGACGAUGGUGUCGCAGCUGGUCAAGCACGAACGCAUCGAGACCACGGUCGCGAAGGCGAAGCAAGUCCGGCGAAUUGCUGAUAACAUGGUGCAGCUGGGGAAGGCAUGUUUAAAUUCUCUGCUUGUUGAUUCUGAUUCUUAGGGUCCUUGGUUUCGGAUUCUCUGUAGCAGUUUCAAAAUGCUUCAUCGUAUUAAAGUACGAUUGGAAGCACAAUGUUAGGGUAAAUGAUUCUCACAGAACUUUCGUAAGUUGAUGGAUGAAUUUAAGGAGGAUUUGGUAAUACAAGCACAAGCACUUUGUUGUUUUUGAUGAACUUUUUUUAAUGAUAUUUUCUUGCUAAAAUCUAAAUGCUCUAGAGCAUUUUUUUUGUCCUCAAUUUGAGUGGUUUGUUCAUCUCGGGAUUUAACUGUUCCUUCUCGAUAGUUUAUUUAUCUACUCCAAGCGAUUAUUUGGCAAAAAAUUAGAAUCAAUGUGGACAAAGACUUGCUUGUCUUACCCCCAAGAAAAUCAUGCUUAUAUAUGCCCAUAUAUAAGCGAUCAACUGUUCUUAUAUAUAUAUGUUCAUCAAGGAAACAAAGUCUUCUUUGCUUAAGUCAAAUGCUGACCGAUUCAAUGCUUAUGUUUAUUUUAUGUUCCAUUAGUCUUCCCCCCUUUUUUUUUCUCUCAUGAUGUUUUACCUUAUAGAAGCCUAUUUCUUUGUUUUUUUAAGAUUAUGUUUUUAAUGAUUUGGAGCAGAAUUUUUAAGUCUCAUUUAGCCAUUUUGGUAAAGGGGAAGACAAUAACUACAUUCUGUGUAAAACUACUUCAGUAAUACCAUGUAUAAAGCCAGAUUAAAAGCAACGUAGGAACACAAAUAGCUGAAAUAUCCCUAUCAUGUGGGUGAGUAUAAGAUAGAGAAACUUAGCAAAGAAUGCAUCUUAUACACAUGCUCUUUUUUUUGUUCAAAGUUUGAGAAAUCUACUUCAUCUUCAGCAGAACUAAAUAAUGGGCCGUAAGUCUGGCAUCUCUUAUUGUCAAACCAAUUGUUUCUGUAUUUGCUUCAUUUCUUUAAUAAUUUAUUUAUUAACUGUUCCCUAGUUUUGUAGAUCUCAUGAUCAACAUAACUAGAACCACAUAGGUGGAUAUGGUCAUUGUUUAUUAUAUCAAGAGUUUGACUCUUUACAGGAUACACUUCAUGCUGCAUGUGUGCUGCUGCUUUUGUUCGUGGUGAUGAUGUUCUUCAUAAAUUGUUCACAGAGCUUGCUUAUCGCUACAAGUAAAUGUUUGAUCUAUUCACCUUGUUUUGCCUGUUUCGUUGCUAGAUUCGGUGAAAACUUUGUUAUCAAUAUAAGGGACUGAGUAGGCGGAUAUGCAAGAUUGCUUCGAACAUUCAUACGAAUGGGGGAUGCUGCACCAAUGGCAUAUAUCGACUUGCGUUCAACGAGAAAGCUGCACUUCAACGGACUCACUGUCGCUGCACAGAGAUUAUGAAUUCUGCUCCGCUAGAAGUUGAAAUCACGUGAAGUUGCCAGUGAUUAUUCAGUCUACCGUUGCAUCCCUAGAUUGUUCUAGCCGUUAAGUUCUCUCUCUCUCUCUCUCUCUCUCUCUCUCUCUCUCUCUCUCUCUCUCUCAUACAUUCAUGUUAGUAUUCACUUGUUCAAAACGACGCCUUUGCUCUUCGAGGAAAUGAAGGGAGUCAACUUCCCCUGUGCAUCCCCAGCAUCAGCAGCAAUAUGCACCAGCGUAGGCCGAAGGUCCAUGGUCCGAGGCAGCACCGGAAGGGCCAUCGACCGCCACACGCCUCACCUGGGAGAUCCGCGGCGAGCAAAGGCUGCUCUCAACUCCGUGUCUCAUGCUCCCACCAGGACAAAAUCCCACUUCCAAACGAGCAGGGAGAGUCCGAGAGAACCAACUGGCCGCAGCAGUCAUCCGGGCUCCUCACGAGGUUUACUGGACGACGACGCAUUUGAUGUGUUCCCCAGCGUGGGGACUGCUGCUCCUGUUACCUCAGCAGACCCGUCCUCGCUUCAGGGUGCCAAGAAAGAUGAAUCCGCCGUCUUCAAGCCACCACCAUCUCCUCCUGCUGCCUCGAAGGAACAGGUCGUGCAUUUGAGGGUGUCUUUGCACUGCAAAUGCUGCGAAAGGAAGGUCAGAAAGCACGUCUCCAAGAUGGAAGGCGUGGCAUCAUUCAACAUAGAUUUGGCGACAAAGAAGGUGACGGUGAUGGGAGAAGUGACGCCGCUGGGAGUUCUAAGCAGCGUCUCCAAGGUUAAGAACGCGCAGCUCUGGCGAUCGCCGCCACGCUCGUCACCUUCCUCUCGGUCAAAACUCGCGUCUCUUGGGCGCCGGUAGAGGUACGGUGUGGGGGUGGGGUGGGGGAUGUGUGAAAGUAAUUGAAGGGAAGAUUAUGAUUCUUCUCUUCAUCUUAUCAAUUUCCUAUCUGUUGUUUCCUUGGAAAGUAUGCUGGUCAGUCUAAUUAAUUUAGUCUGUGCACGACAAGACGAGACAAGGCUGCAGUUAAGAUCCUGUUCCUAAAAUGGUGAGCUUAACAAGAUUUCUGUUCCUGCUUGUCCAUUUGGUUUGAGGACUCCCCUGUCCUCUUCAUUGGUUUUAAUAUCAAACCUACUCCCAACA